This is a messenger RNA of Penicillium canariense, 1089 nucleotides long. Its product is annotated as glycoside hydrolase family 16 protein. Gene Ontology annotation, cellular component: fungal-type cell wall. Gene Ontology annotation, biological process: carbohydrate metabolic process; fungal-type cell wall organization. The record is from RefSeq and is a predicted model, not a curated record. NCBI's taxonomy places the organism in Eukaryota, Fungi, Ascomycota, Eurotiomycetes, Eurotiales, Aspergillaceae. The transcript has 3 exons. Gene Ontology annotation, molecular function: glycosyltransferase activity; hydrolase activity, hydrolyzing O-glycosyl compounds. The coding region runs from base 1 to 1089 and encodes 362 amino acids.
AUGAAGAACUUCGUGAGCCUGGCUGCUCUUGCAGCUUUGGCCGGCUCUGCCGCAGCCCAAACCUUUACCGACUGCAACCCCCUCGAGAAGACCUGUCCCGCGGACCCGGCCCUCGGAACCGAACAUACCUGGUGGUUCAACUCGACUCUCGACGAUACCAUCUGGAACAUGACCACCGGCACAUUCAACUAUACCGCCGACGGCGCCGAUUUCACCAUCUACAAGGCCAACACGUCUACCCUCCUGCAGUCCAACUUCUAUAUCUUCUUCGGCGUGGUGGAGUCGUGGGUCAAGAUGGCCAAGGGGGGCCGCGUGGUGCUGGAGUCGGACGACCUGGACGAGAUUGAUUGGGAGUGGGUGGGAUAUAACACCAGUGCGGUGCAGACCAACUUCUUCGGCAAAGGCAACACGACCAGCUACGACCGGGGCGCGACGUACGUCGUCGAGAAUGCGGAUACCGAGUACCACAACUACACCACCUACUGGAAUUCCGACAGGCUCGAAUGGUGGGUCGAUGGCACUAUCUUGCGAACCCUUCACUACAGCGACUCGCUUGCACUGGGUGGCAAGAAUUACCCGCAGACCCCGUGCCGGGUCAAGUUCAGUAACUGGCCGGCGGGUAUCCCGAGUGCAGAAAACGGCACAAUUCAAUGGGCAGGUGGCCUGGUGAACUAUGAUGAGGCCCCGUUCACCAUGUCUGUGCAGCGCGUUCGCGUUCAGGACUUCCACACUGGAAAGGAGUACACAUACGGCGACCAGACGGGCUCCUUCGAGAGCAUCCAGGUGACGUCCGGCAACUCCACCGCCUUGGAAGAGCUCAACAAGGCCCCUGCCAAGUCCCUAGCCGAGAAAUGGGACGAUCUUGGCAACACCGCCCAUAUCGGAAUUUACAGUGGUGCCGCGGCGGCCGGUGUUCUGGCCAUUGUCGCCCUGGGACUGUGCUGCAUGCGCCAGCGCCGGAAGGGUCGCCUCGAACAUGCCCUGGAUGACUCGCGGCACGCUGCGGAGCGCACCGAGAUGCAGAACUUCCAGAACGACUGGAAGCAGACCGAAUGGAAGCACAAUGGCUACAGCAAGGUUGGCAACUAG